Molecule: messenger RNA, 1767 nt
Organism: Rotaria sordida
Lineage: Eukaryota; Metazoa; Rotifera; Eurotatoria; Philodinida; Philodinidae
Source: the annotation of a GenBank genome assembly
UUGUGAUUUCUUAGUAUUGCUCGAGGCAAUAUCAUGUAGAACUUAACAUUGUUACACAAAUCUGUCUCUAUUCUAAUUGUUUUGUGCAUAUUUUAUACAACAACAAUAAGUUAUGUAAUUAGUUAAGAAUUAUUGGAACUCUUCUAGACUAUUUAAAGAUAAUAUGAACCGAUCGAUUCUACAUCAGUCAUGAAAAGUACAUAAAGAGCGAUAGAUAAUGUCAAGAAAAAUGAGUCCGACAAAAACUCGAGUUUUCGAAUUGUAUUUCGCGUUCGACUCAAUUCGAACCGGCCUUCGAGUUGGCUUAGAUUGUAAGACUCUAGUCUAAAAAUAAUUGAUAUUUUUCUAAUAACAAUUAUUAUUCGAUAAUUCCAAACGAAUCGAUUAAAUUCAUUUUGUAACGAACUUACAUUUAAAAUAUUUGUCGUCUAUUAUGAAAUUAUUUGUAGUAUUCAAGAUAAAAAUAAUGAAUAUCCAUAUUUUCCAGCAACAAAUGAUCAAACUCCAUUGACUAAUGAUUCUAUUAUUGAAGAACGUUGUCGUAUUCUUGUCGAUUAUUUCAAUAAAGUUCUUAGACAUCCUAAAUUUCGUGCACAUCCAGCAAUGCGUGAAUUUUUCAAUGUAAGUUGUUUAUCAUUCAUUCAUGGUUUAUCCGUUAGUCGAAAAGAAGGUUAUCUAUCAGAAGUAUCUAAUGAUUAUUAUUGUGAUCAACAUGUUUUGUUUCCUACACAAUAUCUUUGUAAUUUAUGUAAAUGUCAUGAUGGUCCAAAAUGGUUUAUUAUUAAAGAUAGUUAUAUAGUUGAUAUACGACCCGAUACACACGAAGUAUGUUUUCCUAUGUUAGUUGAUCGUGGUUUUCAAGUUUCAACUGUUAAUGAUAAUAAUAUUAAAAUAAGCAAUUUACAACGUACAUUAGUUAUUAAAUGUCGAACAACAUAUGAUUGUAAUGAAUGGACACAAGAUUUAUUAAAUUUAAUUGAACAAGCAAAUGAUUUUGUCAGUACAAAACAAAGUCGAUUUAAUUCAUAUGCACCUGUUCGAGAAAAUCAAUUAGCUUAUUGGUUUAUUAAUGGUAAAUCAUAUAUGGAAGCUGUUGCUAAAGCACUUUUAACAGCUAAAGACGAAGUUUUUAUUACUGAUUGGUGGCUUUCACCUGAACUCUUAUUAAUUAGACCAACAGAUGAUGAAACAUAUCGACUUGAUAAUAUAUUAGGAAGAAUAGCUGAUGCAGGAGUUCGUGUUUAUGUCAUGCUUUUUAAAGAAAUAUCAUUUGCUGUAGCUUUAAAUAGUUUAUAUACAAAAAAGACAUUAGUUUCUAAAAGUACAAAAGGAUUUAUUAAAGUUAUUCGACAUCCAGAUCGUAAUACAACGGAUGGAGUACUUUUAUGGUCUCAUCAUGAAAAAAUGGUUGUUAUUGAUCAAAAGAUUGCUUUUAUCGGCGGAAUUGAUUUAUGUUAUGGACGUUGGGAUGAUGAAUAUAUGCGUCUUGUGGAUUUGGGUAAGAAAAAUGAUACAACAUUGAAAUCGCCAUUUGAUAUAGCUGCAGAAAAAGCAGCAUCGGGUGGUAAAGAAACAGUAGAAGCAGCACAAAUAACUACUACGCAAAUGGCUGAACAAGCUGGUGAAAUACCUAUUAAAAGUAUUAAGUGUCUGAGAGCAGCAUUCAAUCCUCUAAAUGAGGUAAAUGAAGAUGUCAAGCUUCCUGCUUCAACUGAUGCAAAUGAAACAACAUAUGAUAUGAAAUUAAUAGCUGGAAAUUGUAAAUAA